UAACAAGCUGCAAGUGCUGGUUCACCUCUCCGGAGAGAAAGCAGGAAUUUUGUCUGCCUGGAACAACGCGACAAAAUGCACCUCUAGUAGCCAUUAGAAAGAAUACAGCGGGCGGAGAAAUAUAAUUUGAAAUGUGCAGGGUUACACCCAGAAAAAUCUUGAAUUCAACUAAAAGCAGUAGAACUUGUUUGUCCUCACACUAAUUGUCUUGACACAAAUAUGCUCAUCAAGGUUUGGUCAGACUUUGAACGGAGAAUUCGGGUCAAACUACAUUCACUGAGAUUGUGGUGGCAGGCUGCCUUCCCUUUGUCUGUGAGUCCUUCGAUGGCUGCUGAUGACUAUAAUCCAGUCUCCCUGAGGCACAAGUCGAAGAAGAAGAACCGAGGGGGCAAUGGUACCAUGAGUAGAAGACGAAUCUCCGUCAAAGAGCUCGGUCAACCGGACCACCAGGGCUGGCUGUACAGGAAGAAGGAGACCAAGGGUUUCCUGGGAAUCAAAUGGAAGAAGUACUGGUUUGUCCUUAAGAAAACUGCACUCUACUGGUACACCAACCAGUUGGCGGAGAAAGCAGAGGGCUACAUUGACCUCGCAAACUUCAUGAUAGAUGUAGCCCUCGAGUGCAAGAAGAAACAUGCAUUCAAAGCCUGCCAUCCUCAGGUCAUGAUGUUUUACUUUGCUGCUGAGAACCACGAGGACAUGAAUCUCUGGUUGAACAAGCUCGGGCUGGCCUCCAUUAAUUAUGAGCAGACAGAUCAAACCAUAGCAGCUGAGUGUUACAGUGAAGCCAGCGAUCACGAAGAAGCAGAGAGCACAGAGAUCCCCCCUCCGCCUUACUCGGAGCAGACCCUACGGGACUCUGUGGAUGCAUCUAGUCCACCUGGGAGCACACAUCAGGGUACCAUACCACCACCAUAUUCUUCCACAACUCCUGCAGAAGCCAGCGAUUCGCUCUCCUCCCCCGUCAGUACGAUGACAUCACAGAGCUCCGCCUCUUCGAUCGCUAAGCAACGGCAGUCCUGGAUGGACCUUGUCUCACAGGCGUCCUCUACUCCAGCCGGGGUGACGGCAGUGGUGUGCUCGGUCCAGGUCCACACUCAACGACCGCCACAAGAAAGAACGGAAGUGGGAGCAGUGUCGGAAAGCUCGGUUCCUCAGAGCUCCACAGACUCAAAUGGGUCCAACAAAGAGAACCCAGCGGCUCAUGGGGAGGAGCAGAGGGACAUUUUAGGUCCUAAAAGUCCAGGCAAUUGUGGGAAUAGCUCUGAUGAGAUGGAAAAGCUGUACAUUCAUCUAAAGGAGGCCAGCCUUUCACCAAUAGGGGAUCGGAAACCAUCCACAAAAAGGGAAUUCAGGGCUUCUUUUGUUAAACGCUGUAAAAACCAGACCGUUAACGAUAAACUACACCAUAUCAGGGCACUCAAUAGCACGCUAAAGUCUAAGGAAGCGGAUCUGCAGGCAAUAGAGCAGGUGCUGUGUGACCCAGAGCUUACCUCAGACAAGUUCAGAGAGUGGAAGGAAGCCAACGCACCAUUGAUGGUGGAAAUCUGCGUCAAAGACGACCACAAGAGGGCGCCAGAGGCUGUGACAGCUGCAGCAUCAGUCACUGCUGCCCCUGUUGCAGAGACCAGUUUAUAAGAAGUCCCCCUGACUUAGUUUACUGUGUUUGGACUUGGACCUGAUGAUUACAUACACUCACUGCUGUGAUUUAGUUAGAUGACACUUCAGUAAGCGCAUAUUUAAGCUGUGUAACAUGCAUCUGUAAAGUGUUUUUUUUUUUUUCUUCUUUGUUUUAGGUUUCAUAUUGACUCGGAAACAUGAGCAAUACACAUGAAAAUGUAAUUUCUGUUUUAGUAUUACUUUUACUUGCCACUUGGUAGAGUUGGCUAAGUUUUCAGAGCUUAGUCUUUAACAUUUUAAUUCACAGAACCUUUGCAUAACCUUUGUAUGGAACAAAAUGCACAGAAACACUGUUUUGUUUUGUUUGUUUUUUGGUAUUGUUUUUACUGUAUAAUUUAUCUACUUUGUUUUCAUCUGCAGGGAACAAAUUCCCAGGUUGUUGUUGUCUGCUAAUUAUUGGUGCCAUGCACCAUCUGUGCCUGUUACAAGCAUUCCAGGAGCCAUGGUUCUUUCCUUGUGCUGUAGAUGUCACAUCCUGCUUUAUAUUAACUAUUCCGACUGAACAAUAAACCCUGUAGUUAGAAUAAAUCACAUCCUGAUAAUUUCAGAUAAAUAGGAGUCAAAUUAUUGUCGCUAUGCAGUUUAAAACUCACCUAAAACACUAGACAGUUGCCUUGAGACCAUAAAUGUUGGCAGUAUGUUAUGUUGGUGUGAAAAAAGAUACUUGAUAGUAUUCUUUAGCAUUACUGCCCUAUAUGUGUACAGAAGCUUUUCAAAAUGAUGGAAACAAGCCUAAAGCUGCCUUGUCAAUUUGGGGUGAACAUUUAUGCGUGGAUGCAUCACAUUUUAAGUGUGCAAUCAGUAUUGUCUAAUGCUUUGAAAUAUUACCAUCAACUGUCUUUCAGAUAGGGUCAAUUUUUUACUGAGAAUCAUCCAAGUUUAAAUAAAAAUAGGUAAAUAAUUAAGCUCUAAAAUAUGCAAAGACAAAACUAAAGUGACAUUUAAAUUCACAUUACCAAUAAACACAGCAUCUUUAAUUAAAGAAGAGGCUUGUCAGCUUCUAGUUUCGGCACUGUUUAUUUUUAGUAAACCUUUGCAAAUUAUAUUUGUCCCGCAAAAACUAUUGUGAAAUGUUUUGUAAAAUGUCACUAAUUUUAAUUUAAAAUUUUCAUUAGAUUUGAGCUUAUCAAACAGCAAGAAAGAUAUCCCUUAUUAUGUGAUUUUGCAUGAACAGGUCUAGGUACCUGAUCAAACCUUGAACAUGGAUUAUUGCAGAAUAUGACAGAGUCCAGGCUGGCUCCAUGUGAACAUUUUUUUAUAUAUAUUUCCUUCAUGUUAUAGUUUAGUGUAAAUAUGUUAAUAAUAAUGAAUGUAUAACUGUAGUGUUUUUUCUUUUGUUUUUGCUAUAAAAAGAAAUAAAGCAAUGCCAAAAA
Molecule: messenger RNA, 3050 nt
Organism: Gambusia affinis (western mosquitofish)
Lineage: Eukaryota; Metazoa; Chordata; Actinopteri; Cyprinodontiformes; Poeciliidae
Gene: ipcef1
Product: interaction protein for cytohesin exchange factors 1
Exons: 11
Coding region: 220-1635 (471 amino acids)
Source: RefSeq, a predicted model, not a curated record